GGUCUGCUGAUGGAUUGCUGUGUUGGGAAUUCACCGGGCGUCUAUGGUCUGCUCAAACAUACUGGGCCUCUCAAAUUUUUUCCAUGUUUCAACUCUAUUCCCACUCACUACCUCCGAGUUAUGGUAACAGUGGAAAUAUGGUGAGGUGAUCAGCAGUGUUGCAUAAGAGCCUGGCUGCUGGUGGUGGCUCUGCAUCAGAAGUAAACUGGAAAAAUCCAGCUCUGUUCGAUCAAUGUGGAAAUGUUCCACAGGAAGGUAAAUAUAUAAACCAGCGUUCCCCAAAAAGAAUCUGAGCAGCCUCAGCUGCCUUCCUCUUCCUGUAGGCCGUGUUCCUGCGUACAUAUAGUCCAAGAAGAGGCGGCGAUUGAACAGAAGAGGGGAGUAUCGCUGGAGCAAGGGGAGGACCAACAAGAGGGCCCGGGCUGCUGAUUGUAUGGAGGAGUAGGAGGAGGAGGAGGAGGAGGCGGCGGCAAACCAGGACAAUGAUGUUAAAGAACAGCCCUUUAACUUCAUUGUCCACAGCCUACAGGAAGAGGACGUCCUUGUCCCCCUGUUCCAAGGACGAACUCUUUGCUGGAUGGAGAGCCAAUCAGCACAGAGAUCCUCCCGCUCCUCCGGAGGCACGGCAGCUCAUUAAGACCCACUUAGUGCUGACGUCACAAAGCUGCUUACUGCAGCAGGUGAAUGGAGGGAGAAUCUGAGAGAGAAUCUGAGAGAGAUUUGUAUACACUGAUGUUGGACUAAAUAACAGGACAGACAGCAUCAUGACCACUUGUUUUUGUUGAAAGGACACAUACUGAUUUGAGGGAUUACUAAUGAUCCGGAUUCUGUGUCUGUCUGGAAGUUUGUGAGUGGACCAAGCAGCCGGUAUGGAGGGCGACGGGAAGGUGACGCCCCAGCUGAUGAUGGCUGUGGGGACAGCUGUGAUUGGCUCUCUCCAGUUUGGCUACAACACAGGUGUCAUCAAUGCUCCUCAGAAUAUUAUUGAGAGCUUCUACAACGAGACGUGGAGCAGCAGGUUUUCAGAGCCCAUCCCUCAGACCACUUUAACAGCUCUGUGGUCGCUCUCUGUGGCCAUCUUCUCUGUGGGCGGGAUGUUCGGCUCCUUCUCUGUCGGCCUCUUCGUCAACCAGUUCGGCAGGAAGAACUCCAUGCUCAUGGCCAACGUACUCGCCUUCAUUGCUGCCGUGUUCAUGGGCUUCUCCCAACUGGCUGCUUCCUAUGAGAUGCUCAUCAUUGGCCGGUUCAUAGUGGGUCUCUACUCUGGUCUGUCCACUGGCUUUGUGCCCAUGUAUGUUGAAGAAAUCUCACCCACGUCUCUCCGUGGAGCGUUAGGAACUCUGCAUCAGCUCGGUGUCGUGAUCGGCAUUCUCAUGGCACAGAUCUUUGGGAUUGAAUCCCUCAUGGGGAAUGCCUCCCUGUGGCCCCUCCUGCUGGGUUUUACUUUCCUGCCAGCAGUGCUGCAGUGUAUCCUGCUGCCCCUCUGCCCCGAAAGCCCCCGGUACCUCCUCAUCAACUGCAACGAGGAGAGCAAAGCCCGCAGCAUCUUGGUGAAGCUGCGGGGAACUGACGACGUGAGUGAGGACAUGCAGGAGAUGAGGGAGGAGAGCCAGCAGAUGAAGAGGGAGAAGAAAGUGACCAUCGCCGAGCUGUUCCGCUCCCCCAUGUACCGCCAGCCCAUCUUUGUUGCCAUCAUGCUGCAGCUCUCGCAGCAGCUGUCUGGAAUCAACGCUGUGUUUUACUACUCAACUGGGAUCUUUGAGCGAGCAGGCGUGUCGCAGCCUGUUUAUGCAACCAUUGGUGCAGGAGUGGUCAACACCGCCUUCACUGUGGUUUCUUUGUUUGUGGUGGAGCGAAUGGGCAGAAGACCACUUCACCUCAUUGGUUUGAUGGGAAUGGCAGUUUCAGCAAUUUUUCUAACUGUUGCCAUGGCGCUGUUGGACCAGCUCAAGUGGAUGUCCUAUGUCAGCAUUGCAGCCAUCUUCAGCUUUGUAGCAUUUUUUGAAAUUGGCCCUGGCCCCAUUCCCUGGUUCAUUGUGGCCGAGCUCUUCAGCCAGGGGCCCCGCCCUGCUGCCAUUGCAGUUGCUGGUUUCUCCAAUUGGUCUGCCAACUUCUUAGUAGGGAUGUGCUUCCAGUAUGUCGAGCAACUCUGUGGUCCGUACGUCUUCAUCAUCUUCACGGUCCUGCUGCUGGGCUUCUUCGUCUUCACCUACUUCAAGGUGCCAGAGACCAAGGGCCGAACCUUUGAUGAGAUUGCAGCAGGCUUCCGCCAGUCGUCUGGCCGCGGUUCUGACAAAUACUCAGCCGCUGAGGAGUUCAGCACCCUCAGGGGGGAUGACCCUGACCUCUGAAAGCUGCCGUACAUGCACACAUUCAAAGCUACCUGUUACACUUGGGGUACACUGCUAGAACGCUAUCAAAUUCAAAUAUCUUAUAAACUAAUGAUAUGCUCAUGUUUACAUAAGAGGUUCAGUCUUCAGACAGACGAUGGAUCGACGGACUGAGGACAUCACUGUUAGUUACUCUGGGCUCUGUCUGCAGCUCAGGAAAUCUGUUUUCAGCUCCUGCCAUCUUGAUGAAAGUGGUAUCUCAGGCUUUAAACUGAAGUGAGUGAUUAAAUGGAGUGAGAGACAGGCUGUGAUGCAGCAGAAAGAGCAGGAUGGGUUUAGACUGUAAAUAUCAGUAAGUAUCUUAUUCAGAACCUCCCUGUGAACCUACAGCACAUGAUUUGAAACUCUCGUUUUCUAUUUUGGUGUUCAUAGGAUCAGGUUUGAAGUGUUAGAUGGACUGCUUAAAUAUUAGAUCUUAACUUUCUGUUGGUCACAAGUUCAUUUUGAAAAGUGAACCACAGUUUCACAAGAACAGCAGCAGAUGGAAACUCUGUUAAACUGUUAGAUUUUUGAGCCCAUAUUUGUGUGCUACAAAAAGACAAUUGUGGUGGCACCAACGUGUGUGUGUGUGUGUGUGUGUGUGUGUGUGUGUGUGUGUGUGUGUGUGUGUGUGUGUGUGUGUGUGUGUGUGUGUGUGUGUGUGUGUGUGUGUGUGUGUGUGUGUGUGUGUGUGUGUGUGUGUGUGUGUGUGUGUGUGUGUGUGUGUGUGUGGUAAUGUGUGUGUGAAGGUGAGCUCAGACUGAGCACAAAGUCUCCUUCCAUUGUUGGUAUGAAUUUGACGGCUGAGGCUGACGUCCUCACAGAUGUUGACGAGCUAGUCUUGGUUGUCGUUGCUUGGGUGUUCCAGGAAGUAGCUCAUUAACCAACAUUAUGUGAAAUUGUGCCAAGGAGCACGUCUUUUCUGUGUGUGUAGUCUUGGCGGCACUGAGCAUACGAAGAGGGGUCCUAAAAACUGUAGCAAUGAUCUUCACCUGGUAGACUGGACUUCUUUACAGUAAAUUACUGUGGAGCUCACAGACAAAUUUCACACUCAUUUAUACAAAGUUAAAGGAAAAGUUAGACAUUUUGGGGAAUAUGCACUUUCUAUCAGGUGGAGAAACUUAGUUAAAUAAUGAAAAUUUGAUUAGCUAAGAUUUAACCAAAACCCUGAUGUUGUCUGAAUGUAAUCCAAAAUGUUCUUAUGGCCUGAACCUAAACACAUGCAGAGCGCAGCAUGUAAACUACCGUCUCCAGUGUGAGACACUAAACUAACAAAACAAACAGAAUUUAUAAUUUAAUUAUAUAAUUUACUUAAUUACUUAAUUCACGUCAGUAUUAUAUAAUUUUCAUCCAAUUUAUGUUUUUUUCUGGCGUGAAUUAUAAUUGAAUCCACAGGUCAAAGUCUUCUGCCUGAAGAGUAAGAAAGUCAUACACUAAUAUCUUUAGCAUCCCUUUUCCUCAGUUACAUUUCUAUAUGUAGUGUAUUUGUAUUUUUAACAUCCCUGUCAUAUUAGUGUACACGCAGAGGGCACAAUAUUUUAUAUGUGAUAAUUAACACAGAAAUGCCGGAUGACUUGAACAGAAUGAAUUAAUGAAUUGUGCUGUGAUUUUUAUGAAGUUGCUGUGUCCAACAGAACUGUACGGUGUUUUAGAAAAUAAAAGUUAAAUCCAC
This is a messenger RNA of Seriola aureovittata, 4041 nucleotides long. RefSeq names its product solute carrier family 2, facilitated glucose transporter member 1-like. The coding region runs from base 870 to 2351 and encodes 493 amino acids. Gene Ontology annotation, cellular component: apical plasma membrane; basolateral plasma membrane. The record is from RefSeq and is a predicted model, not a curated record. Lineage: Eukaryota; Metazoa; Chordata; Actinopteri; Carangiformes; Carangidae. The transcript is spliced from 12 exons. Gene Ontology annotation, biological process: response to insulin; monosaccharide transmembrane transport. Gene Ontology annotation, molecular function: hexose transmembrane transporter activity.